This is a messenger RNA of Miniopterus natalensis, 2813 nucleotides long. The record is from RefSeq and is a predicted model, not a curated record. NCBI's taxonomy places the organism in Eukaryota, Metazoa, Chordata, Mammalia, Chiroptera, Miniopteridae.
AUGUGGGACAGGGACAGGGACAGGGACAGGAGCCAGGGUAGAAAAGUCUGGAAGGUAGAAGCAAAGGCAGCAGCGGUGGGAGACUACAACUCCCAUCAUGCUCCGGCCAAUGAAACCUGCAAGUGUAACGGCUGGAAAAACCCCAAGCCCCCCACUGCACCCCGCAUGGACCUGCAGCAGCCUGCUGCCAACCUGAGUGAGCUGUGCCGCAGCUGUGAGCACCCCUUGGCUGACCACGUGUCCCACCUGGAGAAUGUGUCAGAGGAUGAGAUUAACCGGCUGCUGGGGAUGGUGGUGGAUGUGGAAAAUCUGUUCAUGUCUGUUCACAAGGAGGAGGACACGGACACUAAGCAGGUCUAUUUCUACCUCUUCAAGCUCCUUCGGAAAUGCAUCCUGCAGAUGACCCGGCCCGUGGUGGAGGGCUCUUUGGGCAGCCCCCCAUUUGAGAAGCCUAAUAUUGAGCAGGGUGUACUAAACUUUGUGCAGUACAAGUUCAGUCAUCUGGCUCCCCGAGAGCGGCAGACAAUGUUCGAGCUCUCAAAGAUGUUCUUGCUCUGCCUUAACUACUGGAAGCUUGAGACGCCUGCCCAAUUUCGGCAGAGGUCUCAGGCUGAGGACGUGGCUACCUACAAGGUCAACUACACCAGAUGGCUCUGUUACUGCCAUGUGCCCCAGAGCUGCGAUAGCCUCCCCCGCUAUGAGACCACUCAUGUCUUUGGGCGAAGCCUUCUUCGCUCCAUCUUCACCGUCACUCGACGGCAGCUGCUAGAGAAGUUUCGGGUGGAGAAGGACAAGCUGGUGCCCGAGAAGAGGACCCUCAUCCUCACCCACUUCCCCAAAUUCCUGUCCAUGCUGGAGGAGGAGAUCUACGGGGCAAACUCUCCGAUCUGGGAAUCAGGCUUCACUAUGCCGCCCUCAGAGGGGACCCAACUGGUGCCCCGGCCAGCUACAGUCAGCGCAGCAGUUGUUCCCAGUGCCCCCAUCUUCAGCCCCACCAUGGGUGGGGGCAGCAACAGCUCUUUGAGUCUGGAUUCCGGAGGUGCUGAGCCCAUGCCAGGCGAAAAGAGGAAGCUCCCCGAGAACCUGACCCUGGAGGAUGCCAAGCGGCUCCGUGUAAUGGGUGACAUCCCCAUGGAGCUAGUCAACGAGGUUAUGCUCACCAUCACUGACCCUGCUGCCAUGCUGGGGCCUGAGACAAGCCUACUGUCAGCCAACGCAGCCCGGGACGAGACAGCCCGCCUGGAGGAGCGCCGCGGCAUCAUCGAAUUCCAUGUCAUCGGCAACUCACUAACACCCAAGGCUAACCGGCGGGUGUUGCUCUGGCUUGUGGGGCUGCAGAAUGUCUUCUCCCAUCAGCUGCCACGCAUGCCCAAGGAGUAUAUCGCCCGCCUCGUCUUUGACCCGAAGCACAAGACUCUGGCCUUGAUCAAGGAUGGGCGGGUGAUUGGUGGGAUCUGCUUCCGAAUGUUUCCCACCCAGGGCUUCACAGAGAUUGUCUUCUGUGCUGUCACCUCAAAUGAGCAGGUCAAGGGCUAUGGGACUCACCUGAUGAACCACCUGAAGGAGUAUCACAUCAAACACAACAUCCUCUACUUCCUCACCUACGCUGACGAGUAUGCCAUUGGCUACUUCAAAAAGCAGGGCUUCUCCAAGGAUAUCAAGGUGCCCAAGAGCCGCUACCUGGGCUACAUCAAGGACUACGAGGGGGCAACACUGAUGGAGUGUGAGCUGAAUCCCCGUAUCCCCUACACGGAGCUCUCCCACAUCAUCAAGAAGCAGAAGGAGAUCAUCAAGAAGCUGAUUGAGCGCAAACAGGCCCAGAUCCGGAAGGUCUACCCUGGGCUCAGCUGCUUCAAGGAGGGUGUGAGGCAGAUCCCUGUGGAGAGUGUCCCUGGCAUUAGAGAGACGGGCUGGAAACCACUGGGGAAGGAAAAGGGGAAGGAGUUGAAGGACCCUGACCAGCUCUACACAACCCUCAAAAACCUGCUGGCCCAGAUCAAGUCGCACCCCAGUGCCUGGCCCUUCAUGGAGCCUGUAAAGAAGUCUGAGGCCCCUGACUACUACGAGGUCAUCCGCUUCCCUAUUGACCUGAAGACCAUGACGGAGCGGCUGCGCAGCCGUUACUACGUGACCCGGAAGCUCUUUGUGGCUGACCUGCAGCGGGUCAUCGCCAACUGCCGCGAGUACAACCCCCCAGACAGCGAGUACUGCCGCUGCGCCAGUGCCCUGGAGAAGUUCUUCUACUUUAAGCUCAAGGAGGGAGGGCUCAUUGACAAGUAGUCCCCAGCCUUGGACCACGCCUCAACCUUGAAUGUCUCCACCUCAGGUUCUGAUCUGAUCUGAUCCCUAGGGAGACCCCUGGUGCCCAGGUCCCUCUCAGCUUGACACUCCAGCCCCUGAUCCUGCAGCCCUUUCUGGGCCCUUGGGCACCCCCAAGCCUGUAGCCCUGUCCCACCUUUCAUUGUGUCUGACCUUGGGAAGGGCCUCCUGGGUCUGGGGCUCAGCCCCUCUACAGUGACUGGUGGCCAGAGGAUAAACCCUCCCCGGGUCUGGUGGCUCUCAGCCCUGGUCCCCACAGAGCUGUGGUGUCUUAGAGUCCUGGGACUGGCCCAAAUCACUGUUUCCUCAAGGACAGGACUAACAAUUUUAGGUUGAGUGAGAGAGCUCUAGGGUUUGGAAGUUCAGUCUGGAUUGGAGGGGCCAUGCUUUGCCCUGCACUGUUCUGUCUGUCCCCCAGGGGUGGGGGACAUGGGGACCAUUUGUUUCCUGGCAUUAAUCCCUUGGAGGGAUCAAUAAAGCUCUUUUUUUUUUUC